CGUAUUAGCAAAAUACAUACACAGAAAACUAUCUGCAUAUAUACAACACAGAAACUCCACCGACUUAAAUUCCUUGUUUUCCAUGAAACCUCACCGUCACCGUCAUUACUCGACGGCGAUGAACCAGAAAACCUGGCCCAACUCCGCAGACACUUCCCACUACACCGCCCUAUCAUUCUACCACAAAACCCGCAUCGACAAACCACAAAACAACCGCCCCCAUAAGCGCGUAUCCUCCACACGCCGCUGGGUGUGGGUUCCAAAAAUAUCGCCGGAGGCCGAAUCCCGACCGUCGGAUCCAAAACGCGAUUUUUCCAUGCUACCUAACGAUAUUAUCGUAAGGAUCGCCGGGGGUUUCAACCACCCCACGCUGGAAGCGGCGUCGCUGGUGUGCCGCGCGUGGUGCGACGCGCUGCGGCCUUUGAGUCAGGCCAUGAGGUUUUUGGCGUGGGGGAAGAAGUAUAAGCAUGGGAGAGGUGGUGUUGAGGUUGAUCAUGAGAGAGCUCUUGACUAUUUUUUGAGAGGGGUGGCGCGUGGCUCCACUCUCGCUAUGGUUGAUGCUGGGUUGCUUUAUUGGGAUAUGGGGAAGAAAGAAGAGGGGAUGAAGUUUUAUAGAAGAGCUGCUGAGCUUGGUCAUCCUGCUGGUCAAUGCAAUUUAGGUCUUUCUUACUUGCAAAUUGAAUCACCGGACUUAAAGGAAGCAACUAAAUGGUUGUAUAAAGCAGCAAACUCGGGCUACGUACGUGCUCAGUAUCAACUAGCUCUGUGUUUGCAGCAUGGUCGUGGGCUGAAACGUGAUUUGUGUGAAGCAGCUAAAUGGUGUAUUAAAGCUGCAGAAGGUGGGUAUGUGCGUGCUAUGUACAAUACUUCCCUGUGCUAUCAGUGUGGUGAUGGCGUAGCACAGAGCUACCAGCAGUCAAAGAGCUGGAUGAAGCGAGCUGCUGACCGUGGACACAGUAAAGCGCAGUUUGAGCAUGCACUUGGCCUUUUUGCGGAAGGGAAGCUGAAGGCUGCCGCAGUUUACUUGGAGCUUGCCGCGCGGGCAGGGGAAACCGCUGCAGGUCAUGUCAGGACUGCUCUAUUUGAGCAGAUGUCGCCAACUUCACAGGAAAGAACUAUUCAACUUGCUGAUAACUGGCGUCCUUUGCCUGCAGUGCACUAAAUCAAUUAGCAUGCUAGAACUCAGAAGAACUAUGAAACUGUUUGUUUCCUGAAGGUUUUGUUCGACCCUUUCUUUCUCCUUGUGCAUCCUGACUUCCACUUUGUUGUCUUUUUAAAGUUAUGUUGAGUGACAACUUGUAAAUACUUAAAUCUCAAACCAUUCGAUGUAACAAAUUUGCAACAUGUAUCUACAAUAAAAAAGCUUUGCAAGCAAUGUAUCAAGCAACUUUGAUCCCA
Daucus carota subsp. sativus is the source of this 1398-nucleotide messenger RNA. Its product is annotated as F-box protein At1g70590. Gene Ontology annotation, molecular function: protein binding. NCBI's taxonomy places the organism in Eukaryota, Viridiplantae, Streptophyta, Magnoliopsida, Apiales, Apiaceae. Bases 83 to 1162 code for a protein of 359 amino acids. The transcript is spliced from 4 exons. The record is from RefSeq and is a predicted model, not a curated record.